AUGGGUCUGAACGAUCUCUUCCACCACUUUGACAAAUCCGAGUACACUGCCCGGAUCAAAUCAAGCACAGACACUGAGCUUCAGCAGAGAGAGGUCGUAAAGACCCGUCAACGUUUCACGGCAUCCUUCAGCGGAGGAACAUAUCUGGGAAUGGCUCUUCCAACAUGCGGCGCAUCGAUGAUCAUGGCACCAUUAACAGCUCGUAAAUACUACAUCGCCAGGCAGAAGCUCAAGAUCGUACAAGCCGAGCUGGAACGCCGCAAUAUUCCCCUGUACGAGACCCGGAAGCGAGAUGUCGCUAUAUCCGCCCUCACCGGGACCAUCGGCCUUGCGGUCGGCAUGGUGACGCUCGGUGUCACCGACGGCUUGACGGACAGUCUCAUGUUCAUGCCGUUAGGGAGUUCGGGGGCUACGGAGGCUUCAGCCAUCGACGCUUUAUCUUCGGACCCAUUCGGUGCGGUAGGCGAUGCCGUACGAGGGGCGGCCGCGCAGUUCCAGGAGGUUGGUGUCAAUGUCACGGGAGACACCAUAGGCCAGACUAUUCUGCCUGAAGGUCAAAUGGUUGAGUUGCAUGACCUUGAGACCGGAGCAACAGCGGAUAUGAUCGUCGCAACGCCGGAAGUGGCUGGUGCAUGGAAUAUGGGUGUUGACUUAGCACAAACGGCUGAAAAGGCAUUGGCCUCUUUCUUGGCGACGGCAGGGUCGGCCUUGGUCAUGGAAGCCAUUGCAGGGUAUGGAAAGAAUAGGGGACGAUGUUGUCCUCGUCUUUUGGGUAUAUUCGGUGCCAUGAACUGCGACUGUUGUGGCGAGGAAAUCGGGAAGAGGCAAUACCAUCACGAUAAUUUCGACCUUUGCCAAGCCUGCUAUUCAAAGGGCUCGAGAUGCCUAUCUGCUUCACAUGACAUGACUCUGCUACAACUUGCCACGAACCAAGACCUAUCACCGGAGAGACCUAUCGUCAAAUUAUAUUCAAAUUGGGAACCUGAAGCUGUUGAGUUCAUCACACGUUCCCAACUUUCUGGUGGAGAGUACACACUAUUUGGUUUCCUCACACGACCUCUGAAGGUCCUCGCAACUAAUGAGUAUAUGCAGAUUGUUUUCAUUGCGGCAACUAUGACUCGUGUGAAAGAUGCUACAAAGACGGUUCCAGCUGCGGGGCUACAGAUCACGUCCUCACGGCUCUUGUCUGCGCAGUCGACUGCUCAUCUCAUCGGUACUGGGUCAGCGACUGCCAAUGGUCUGAGGGAAUGCGUGCCGAAACACAAUGCAGUACUUGCCACGAGCUGGUCACCCAAGGUCGAUACUACCACUACAAUUGACGUUGUGGUGUAG
Colletotrichum paranaense is the source of this 1332-nucleotide messenger RNA. RefSeq lists its product as uncharacterized. Bases 1 to 1332 code for a protein of 443 amino acids. The record is from RefSeq and is a predicted model, not a curated record. The transcript has 4 exons. NCBI's taxonomy places the organism in Eukaryota, Fungi, Ascomycota, Sordariomycetes, Glomerellales, Glomerellaceae.